AUGACACGCCAACACAAUGAUUUUCGCCCCCCCGCCGGCCUGACGGGAUGCCCGCAGGUAGGAGGGCGGCCACGCGGGCGCCGGGCUUGCCGCACGCGGCCUUUCGUCGACGCCAGCGCACCCGCUUCCCUCGUCGUACUCCCCCAAAAAGCACCGCCUCCUCUUUCCUGUUUUUCUCCCCGCCAACCGUCGCCGACGCGUGAGGGGAAAACAAAGCAAGGAGCCAGCGCGCAAGGUGGAUCCUGCCGCCGCACCGAUGGACGCGCGCCUCGUCCCGCCGCCGCCGCUGCUGCUGCUGCUGCUGCUGUGCUCCAUCGAGUCUCCAAACGUCAACGUGUGUCUCGCCUCGCCCGGCUCGCAAGCGUUCGGACCCGGCGGAACUCUUCAUCCUCAUCCGCGGCAGCGGCAAGACAGAGUCCCGUCCGUGUCCCUCCUGGCCUCCGCCCCGCUCAGCGGGGCUCGGGAAGGGCGCCGCCUGCUGGUUUGCUUGGUCAGCGGGUGCGAAUCUCCGCCUACCGUCCUUUGGUGGUCGGACGACGAGCCGCUGACGCCGCCCGCUAUGGCGUCCGGGACGUGGGCGGGGCCGGACGGCGACCACGGCGCCACCGAGGUGUGGGAGGUGGCGGGACGGCCUCCCGCUUCUGCCGCGUCGUACGCGUGCGGGACGGUCCAGCGGGGGCGCGUGUACCAACAGACGCUGCGCACGCCGUAAACAGGGCCAAGCUACAAACAUGGCCGCUCGGGGUCACGCCAUUAAAACACGACAAGGCAACCUUAUGCGGCGGCCUGGUGGGGGCGGGGGCGGCAGCGGGGGGGCUACUUUGCUCCCUUUGGUUCUCUGAGGGCGCGGCCCCCUCGUCUCUGGGGGCGGGGGCGGCCGCCUCAGGGGGCAGGUCCCGCUGCACGCUGCUCUGCCGCGACGUCCCCGAGGCGGGAAUCUCGCAGCUGUCGGUGCGGCGGCGAGACGACUCGUGCAUCCGACUGGUCGCCACCACCGCCUUCAUGGCCGCCUGCCGGAUGGCGCGCGGGCUCACCUUCAGCUUGCGCCUGGCGUUGAACUCUUGCAGCUUCCUGUGCGCCGUGUCCAUGUGCGAGAAGCGCGCCGCCUUGCCCAGCACCCACGGGUUUCUUGGCUCUCGACUUGAGGACUCCUUCAACAAAGAGCAGAGCAGCUCGUCGGCCUCUCUAUUGGACGCUCGAGCCGUCACUCAAAACUCAGCCCGCAGCGACGCGCGUGCCCACGUUUUCGUGACGUCAUUGCGUCGCACACAGAUCUCACUUCAAGUGAAUGGUUUAUGCUCUACGGUAAACGCCUAUUCGAUUGCUGGAGCGUUCUCCAAAGAAUCAUUGGAUGAAGAGUCGCCGUGCUGCCUACGAGUGGCCACCGAGGGGCGCGGCGUUCGAGCGCGACCGACGUUUGGACGUGAAGUCGUCACGCGCGCGCAGCGUCACUCCACUUCCUGGUCGGCGCGUACUUUGUCAACAAAGCAGACCGGCGAGUCGAGUUCGGGAGAAGGCUUCUUUCUUCGGCUUCCCUCCAAGUUGCCUUUCGUUUCAAUGGCGGCGACCGCGCGCUCGGCGCUCGUUCUUCCCCUGCUGCUCGUUCUUCUUCCAGUGUGGCGGACGCUCGCGGUUUUGGGGGCGCCGCAAGCGCACGAGGCGAGCGGCCCCGCCGCGGGUUCGAGCAACAGCAACAGUAGCGGCGCCGCCGCCGCCGGAGGUGCCGGAAAGGAAGGGCAGACGCUGAGCGGCUUCAACGCUGACUCCUCGAUGGUGCAGCGAGCCUUGUACGUGCUGGUGGCCAUCACGGCCUUCGGCCUGCUUUACUUCCUCAUCAGGGCCGUGCGCGUGAAGAAGACGUCCCCGAGGAAGAAGUACGGACUGCUGGCCCGCUCGGAUGACGCGUUGGAGCUGACGGCGGCGGUGGCGAGCGACGACGAUGACGACAACACGCUCUACGAAGCUCGCCCCCUCCGCAGGACAGAAGUCGCGCCGUGACGCGGCACCGCCCACGAAGUCACUUGGCGUGUUCGCCCGAGUCACCGGAGAAGACGAUCGACGGCCAGCCUCCGGCGGGAAAAUCAACCAAAGAAGACUUUUCGUUUUGUUUGUUAUUUUUUUGUGAUACAUUUUGUUCAUUUUUUUACAUUAGUUUGACAUUUAUUGCGGAAUUUGUUUUAUUUUUACUUUAAAAGAUAUUAUAUAUUUUUUGUUGUUGUUUUUGCUGUUUUUCCAAAGAGGAGGAGGAGCUAGCUGACUGUCGUCACUCGUGAUUGGUCCGAUCACUUUUACCAAUCUUGGUGUUGAGCAUCAUGGGUAAUUUGGACUUUUUUUUUGGACUGAGUAUGGGGUGUCACGGUGGCGGGUGUAUUGCUGACGUAUGUCCAGCAGGUGUCGUUUGGACCAAAACAUCCACUUUUUUUCCCCUAAAGCAAAUUAAAAUGGAUACUUUUUCUAUGAG
This is a messenger RNA of Hippocampus comes (tiger tail seahorse), 2461 nucleotides long. RefSeq names its product family with sequence similarity 174 member C (gene fam174c). Lineage: Eukaryota; Metazoa; Chordata; Actinopteri; Syngnathiformes; Syngnathidae. The coding region runs from base 1 to 1998 and encodes 665 amino acids. Gene Ontology annotation, cellular component: extracellular region. The transcript is spliced from 10 exons. The record is from RefSeq and is a predicted model, not a curated record.